Messenger RNA from Amorphotheca resinae ATCC 22711, 876 nucleotides. RefSeq lists its product as hypothetical. The record is from RefSeq and is a predicted model, not a curated record. Gene Ontology annotation, biological process: protein import into mitochondrial matrix. Gene Ontology annotation, molecular function: transmembrane protein transporter activity. The coding region runs from base 1 to 489 and encodes 162 amino acids. The transcript has 4 exons. NCBI's taxonomy places the organism in Eukaryota, Fungi, Ascomycota, Leotiomycetes, Helotiales, Amorphothecaceae. Gene Ontology annotation, cellular component: TIM23 mitochondrial import inner membrane translocase complex; mitochondrial inner membrane.
AUGGAUCACACACGAGACCCCUGCCCCUGGGUGGCGCUGAAUGAUUUCGGAGGAGCGUUUUGUAUGGGUGCAAUUGGAGGAGCAGUCUGGCAUGGAGUGAAAGGCUUCCGUAACUCACCGUAUGGUGAACGAAGGAUCGGCGCCCUCACAGCUAUAAAAGCGCGAGCGCCGGUGCUGGGAGGAAAUUUCGGUGUUUGGGGAGGCUUGUUCUCAACGUUCGAUUGUGCAAUCAAGGGGAUUAGGAAGAAGGAGGAUCCGUAUAAUGCUAUCAUCGCAGGAUUCUUCACUGGAGGCGCACUAGCAAUCAGAGGAGGAGCGAAGGCGGCUCGAAACUCAGCGAUAGGAUGUGCAUGUCUCCUGGCUGUUAUCGAGGGAGUGGGAAUUGGAUUCCAGAGAAUGAUGGCUGAGAACACAAGGCUUGAUGUACCUUUACCACCCCAACCCCCGCCAUCAGAAUCAGGCAAAACCGGCUUCCCAGCCGUCGCAUAAUGAAUGUCCCUUGUUCCCCAAUACAAAAGGAAAACCAAGAAAAAUAAAUCAGCAAACUGUCAUCCGACCCCCCUGACAAUCCUCGAACCACCCAACUCUACUCUUCCAUCCAUCCUAUCCGCACCAGCUUGGAGCCCCUGUAUUUUUUUUUCCCCCAGACACGCACGCGCGGAGAUACUCGUUUCCCCGUCCCGUCUACAAAGUCUGGAUUCUUCUCACCGUACUGUUUUCUUCUUUUUUUUUUCUGCAUAGCUGGCUGGGGCGUGUAUGUAUGUAUGUGUAUGUAUGUAUGUAUAGAACUUGGUUUCCACAUGAGGACUGUUAUAGAAGUGGGAGUGGGGCCGAGGAAUCGAAAUGGAUUAAUUCACAUCAUGGAAUGUCAGUCAC